Messenger RNA from Oncorhynchus gorbuscha (pink salmon), 2294 nucleotides. RefSeq names its product monocarboxylate transporter 4-like. Lineage: Eukaryota; Metazoa; Chordata; Actinopteri; Salmoniformes; Salmonidae. Gene Ontology annotation, biological process: monocarboxylic acid transport; transmembrane transport. Gene Ontology annotation, cellular component: membrane. The transcript is spliced from 8 exons. Gene Ontology annotation, molecular function: monocarboxylic acid transmembrane transporter activity. Bases 261 to 2042 code for a protein of 593 amino acids. The record is from RefSeq and is a predicted model, not a curated record.
CCUUUAGAUCUCUUGGUGUAACAGCUAAGGGGUUGGGUUGACAGACGCUGGACCUGGGUUCGAGUCCCGGUCAGGACUAAUCCCAACACCUAGCAACCUCGUCAAGACCUUUAGAUCUCUUGGUGUAACAGCUAAGGGGUUGGGUUGACAGACGCUGGACCUGGGUUCGAGUCCCGGUCAGGACUACCACCCCCCAGAGUUAGCUAUACCAUAACCCACCCCCUUCCUUUUUCUCCUCUCAGAUCCAAAGUUCGAGGACCAUGGGAGGUGCGGUGGUGGACGAGGGACCUGGGGGGGUGAAGGCACCAGACGGGGGGUGGGGCUGGGCUGUGCUGUUCGGCUGUUUCGUCAUCACUGGGUUCUCCUACGCCUUCCCCAAGGCUGUCAGCGUGUUCUUCAAGGAGCUGAUCAGAGAGUUCGACGUGGGGUACAGCGACACAGCAUGGAUCUCAUCUAUACUGCUGGCUAUGCUGUACGGCACAGGUCCUCUGUGCAGCGUGUUGGUGAAUCGUUACGGGUGUCGUCCGGUGAUGAUGGUGGGGGGACUUUUUGCCUCUCUGGGGAUGAUUCUGUCGUCCUUCUCCACCAGCAUCAUCCACAUCUACCUGUCUACUGGAGUCAUUACAGGUCUGGGCCUGGCGUUGAACUUCCAGCCGUCUCUGAUCAUGCUGAAUCGCUACUUCAGUGAGAAGAGGCCCCUGGCUAACGGCUUGGCUGCUGCUGGGAGUCCUGUGGCCCUCUGCUGCUUAUCACCUCUGGGACAGCUGUUGCAGUACCAGUACGGUUGGAGAGGAGGCUUCCUCAUCCUCGGAGGGCUCCUGCUCAACUGCUGCGCCUGCGCGGCCCUCAUGAGGCCCCUAGUGGCCCCUCCUAAACCCCCCCAGCGGGAAGACGUAGAGAAGGAGGGAAAAGAGUUGGAGGUAGAGAAGACCCAGUCCAAACCCAAACCUCUCCUGGACUUCAGUGUGUUUAAGGACAGGGGUUUCCUGAUCUACACCAUAGCUGCAUCUAUUAUGGUUCUGGGUCUGUUUGUACCGCCAGUGUUCGUGGUGAGCUAUGCCAAAGAGCUGGGCAACGAAGACACCAAGUCGGCCCUCCUCCUAUCCAUCCUCGGCUUCAUAGACAUCUUCGCCCGGCCCACCUGUGGCGUCAUCGCUGGGCUGAAGUGGGUCAGGCCCAGAGUUGUUUACCUGUUCAGCUUUGCCAUGAUCUUCAAUGGAUGCACUGACCUGGUGGGAUCUCAGGCGAAGGACUACCCGUCUCUGGUGGUGUUCUGUGUGUUCUUUGGGAUCUCCUACGGCAUGGUCGGGGCGCUACAGUUUGAGGUUCUCAUGGCGAUCGUUGGCACGGAGAAAUUCCCCAGCGCUAUAGGACUGGUGUUGCUCAUGGAAGCUAUUGCUGUGCUGGUGGGACCACCAGGAGCAGGUCGGCUGCUGGACGCUACUAAGAACUACAUGUACGUGUUCCUGCUGGCAGGAAUUGAGGUGGUCCUCGCCUCCGUGGUCCUCGCCACGUGUAACUUCCUGUUCAUCAGGAAGAAGCCCUCGGAACCCGCUGCGGAACUGGAGAACGGAACGGUUUCCGCGGAAAUGGAGCUUCUCAACAAGCCUGUUGCCGCUGAGGAAGAGGAGGAGGAGGAAGUAGAGAAGGGGGAGAAAGAGGUGAAGGAGAUGAAGGAGAAAGAAGAGAAGGAGAAAGAGGAGAAGGAGAAAGAGAAGCUGAAGGAGAUGAAGGAGGAGGAGAAAGAGGAGGCGAAGGAGAUGAAGGAGAAAGAGGAGGCGAAGGAGAUGAAGGAGAAAGAGGAGGUGAAGGAGAUGAAGAAGGAAGCGGUUGAGAAAGCAAAGGAGGACGAAGAAGACAGUGAGAAAGAGAAGGAGGAGAUCAGGCCUGAGAGCGUAAUGGUGGUCUCAGAAGAAGAGGAGGAGGAGGAGGAGAUCAGGCCUGACAGCGUAAUGGUGGUCUCAGAAGAAGAGGAGCGCUUCCUUAAAGAACCAGAUGAACAGAAUGGGGCCUUGCUCUCCAGUUCUGAGACACGUCUGUAGGAGGAAGAGAACCUGGCACAGGACAAACUACAGACUUUAAACUUAAACACUGCCAAGGGCACUUUAAAGGGCACUAAGAAUUGUACUCCGCAGUGUACUUUGAAGGGCACUAAAAAGUGUACUUAGAAGUGGGCCAAGAGGGUGCUUAGAGAAGCAUACUGGGGAAGACACAGCUGGUCCUAGCAGUAUCCUCCUGUAUGUAGUUGAGGUGUUGUUGUGUUGUUAUGUUGUGUAGCUGUUCUCUGUGGGCUG